AAACCAUAGUAAUUAAAAGUCGAUGAAACAAUAGUAUGGAUGAACGAUGCGGGGAAUAAUGGAGGCAAGAGAAAUGGACGAAGCACUGAAGCUGUUGGACUCUUCUCUUUCUCAAAUCAAAUGGCGUCUCAAAUUUCCAGCCAAACGUCGCCUCCAAUUAGAUGUCUUAGCUUUGUGUACAGGAAUGAGACCAGUUGUGAUGAUAGACUAUGGUGGGAAGAUGCCUGAAUUGCAACAGCGGCUUUGUGCACUUCUAAAACUAAUUCAAAAGGAACUACGUUUAUUUCAGAAUCUUAAGGUAAUGGUCAUAGAGGAUAUGAUAUAUCUGAUACAUGUGCAAGGACUUGCUGAACACAUUCAUUCUACUUUAAAUUCCAAAUUAACACUGCUCCUUGUAGACAUUGAACGGGACCCCCCCAAGAUGUUAAUAGAUGCUGAGAAAAACUCACUGGGUUUGCAGCUAAAAUCAAUUCAAAAGUUGUUCUCAUCUUUAUUUUCCCAAGAAGAAAUGGAAAGUGACCCAUCACCAUCUCUUGGGGAAACCUGCACAACAGAUACUAGAUCCUCUAUUCAUGGGUUUAGUUCUCAGUCUUCUGUCAUUGAUCUCAGUAACAUUUUGGAACAUACUGAAAUCACGUUGCCAACUUUAAAUGGAUGGCUCCUUGGCUAUCCAAUUGUAUACCUUUUUGACAAGGAGCACAUAUCUGAGGCUACUUACAAUCUUUCUGCUAAGCCUCUUCACAUCUUCAGAUUAUCAGUUAGCAGUACUUCUAAAAACAUUUUUCUCAAGAGGCCGUUGAACUUACUACACUACAGGAGAGGUGCCUCCACGAAAGGAUCUCAGCCUGAAGAGCUUCUAAGUUUCACAGUGCCUUAUGAACUGAGCAUGAGAGGGGCGAAGGAGGCAUGGGCGGAGGCAUUUUUGGGAAGUAUGCAGCAAAAGUGGGAGAGAUGCAGUCAAGUGUGGGGUUCGUUGAGGAUGGACGUCACUGAAUGUCAUGCACAGGCCAUUGUCUUGUAAAUUGUGAUUCUGGCAAUCAAGAAAAAGAAAUGAAAGAAUUGUAAUCUGCACAUAAACACUGAAUGAAAUGGCUUCCUUUCUUGGCUGCCUUUUAUUCCAAACUUCGUUUUGCACUCUCCAAACACUUGAAAACUUCACUUUUCCUUUCCGACCUUGUGGUUUAAAUAUUAUUGUUUUUCGAAUCUUAGGUUAAAAAUUGGACAAAAUACAAUCUUUGACUCCUAUGAUUUGGAGUUGGUGUCUA
This is a messenger RNA of Benincasa hispida (wax gourd), 1265 nucleotides long. RefSeq lists its product as uncharacterized. Lineage: Eukaryota; Viridiplantae; Streptophyta; Magnoliopsida; Cucurbitales; Cucurbitaceae. The record is from RefSeq and is a predicted model, not a curated record.